GCCUCUGCGGCAGCAUGAACUUCGACGAAUCCAGUGAAAACGAGGAUGAUAUGGAGGAAGAACGGACACGUUCACUGUCUCCUCAUGCAGAAUCCACCAGGCCUGAGUCUGCUGCCAGCGGCAAGGACGUUUCAGAGGUUGUGACCCCAGGGUCCCCCACACCAGACAGCUCGCUAAUCGACGUGGCGAAUCUCGAGGAGUUCGUCCUCCGUCCAGCUCCACGUGGCAUCACGGUGAAAUGUCGAAUCACCCGGGACAAGAAGGGCAUGGACCGCGGCCUCUACCCCACCUACUUCAUGCACAUGGAGAGAGAGGACGGCAAGAAGGUGUUUCUGUUGGCAGGCAGGAAGAGGAAGAAGAGUAAGACGUCCAACUACCUUAUUUCAGUGGACGCCACGGACCUGUCUCGUGAGGGAGAGAGCUUCAUCGGUAAACUGAGGUCCAACCUCAUGGGCACCAAAUUCACCGUGUACGACAAUGGCACCAAUCCCUGCAAAAACCCCGGGGCUCUGCUGGAAGAGAGUAACACGAGACAGGAACUGGCCGCCAUCUGCUACGAAACCAACGUGCUGGGAUUCAAAGGACCACGUAAGAUGACUGUCAUCAUCCCGGGCAUGAACAUGAACUUUGAGAGAGUUCCUGUGAGACCUCAAAGUGAGCAGGAGAGCCUCCUCAGCAGGUGCCACAAUCACACCCUGGACAACCUGAUAGAGCUGCACAACAAGGCUCCGGUGUGGAACGACGACACACAGUCGUACGUGCUCAACUUCCACGGCCGCGUCACUCAAGCUUCAGUGAAAAACUUUCAAAUAGUUCACGACAACGACCCCGACUACAUCGUCAUGCAGUUUGGCCGAGUGGCUGAAGACAUCUUCACUCUGGACUACAACUAUCCCAUGUGCGCCCUUCAAGCCUUCGCCAUCGGCCUGUCGAGCUUUGACAGCAAGUUGGCCUGCGAAUGAGCCGCCGGCUUUUACUCGCACGCACAACCUCUGCUGUCCGUCCUCAGAUCUCCUCUCGGGAGAGGUCGACGGCAGCACCGCUGUCACGUGGUCGUCAUCGGGACUCACACGGAUGAAAAAGAAAAAACAGUGAUGAGACUGAAAAGAAGACGUUUGUCACAGGUGUUGGUGAAUCAAACAACUCUCCUGGUUCCUGUUUGAGUUUUUUGUUCCAUUUUUAGUUUGUUUCAUGAUCAGUUUUUACCCGUUGUGUACUGUAAAUGUGUACAAAUACACGCGUGUACAAAGCGAAAGGGAAAUACACACUGUGCUGGAGACAGGAGCUCUGACCCUGUUUGAGGACAUGCGUAUUCAUCGUCUUUUGUGUCACCUUGACAUUUCGUUUCAGUCACUGUAGAUGUCAACACUCGUCUGGCGCCACCUGCUGGUCAAACUUUAUAUCUGUCAGUAAUAAGUUGCUUUUCAUCAUUUUCCUCUUUGGUGUGAAAUCUAGUUUGGUUUUAAUCCUGUUCACACAGGUCUGUAUGAUUUCAGUAGCCUUCAAUUAUAGCUCAGUUUAACCUCCUCUCUUUGUGUCGUCAUCCCUCUGAUUUGUUCUCGUGUGGAAGGUGCAUUAUUCAGGACAGACCUGUUUUUUGAAAGUAUCAUUUUUUUAUCCUGUGACUUUGUUACUUACUUUUUCCUUUUGUCUUUAAGAUAAUUUGUAUGAUGGUAAAAAAACAACAACAAAAAAACAAACGCAGAAUUGCACAUUUUAAGAAAAGAUAUACAUAUUGUAUAUAAAAGACAAUGUAAUAUGACGGAUUUAAGUUAAUCGCUGAUAGAUCAUAUAUUCAUGGCUACACAGAAAGAAUUUACCCAGGAUCACUUUAAAACUUCUUCCACAGUCGACUGAAGAUUAAAGUGAUGUUUUAUUGAGUUGAGAUGAAGUCGGGGGCCGUUUAUUUAAAGUCCAGAUCUCGUCUGUUUCAACGUUCAUCUCUCUCUUUUGAAUUAUGAGGGAAAAUAAAAGGGACGGUUUAGUUUAUGAGGCUUUACUUUGUCAUGUAUCAUCACUAAUACUGAACUGUAUAUUACGCACAGUUACUUUUUAUUUGGUUUCAUCUGGAUCCUUAAACGAAAAAGUCUCGAGCGGGGUCUUCUGCUGAAGAUACUCUUCAGGGAGCGCAACUCGCAAACUCACAGAUAUCUGGUUUUAAAGGAAUUAAUGUUGCAGAUAUUUUCAAAAUAUCUGUGCCAGCGGUUUAUAGAAAAUCAUGUUUUAUACCUAAAAAUGUUGGUUUGAAGACAGAAUCAAGAUUUAUAGAAGCUAUUUUCAAACACUUUUACAAUAAGAGACUCCAUUUGAAACGAACACUAUCAGGUAUAUGUUUGUAUUUUAACAGAUGACAAUAUGACGCUAAAACUUCUCGAUCAAGUAAACACAGUGAGACGUGAAUGUAUCCGGUGAACUGUUUAUUUUCCUAAAUGGAACAGUUGUCAAUUUGAUUUCAGAACAUCUUUAAGGAGAAAAAACAAAAGUGCUUAUUUAAAUCAACGUAAAAAAAAAAGUUUAAAUAACCAAAAUAAAAGACAUUUUGAAAAAA
Messenger RNA from Paralichthys olivaceus (Japanese flounder), 2548 nucleotides. NCBI's taxonomy places the organism in Eukaryota, Metazoa, Chordata, Actinopteri, Pleuronectiformes, Paralichthyidae. The record is from RefSeq and is a predicted model, not a curated record.